AAGCAUGGCCAUUGAAGGCUAAACCAGAAUCACUUACUAAUUAUGUGUGUCUACGAGGCUCAAAAGAUAAAAAAUCUCCAAAAAAAUUAUCCUGCAAAAAUUCAACGAUUCCUUCAUGUGUUCCCCAUGAAUUACAAAAUUUGACUCAAGUUGAGGAAAUGUUAAUUGCCUGUGCUCUUCCUAUCAUGAGGGUCUAUAUUAAACCUGGUGGUCAACGAGGUUAUUCAGGGCAUUGUAUCAAUUUACCCCAAAAUGUUACUGAACUUGCAACACACUUGCCAAGAUACCAAAAAGACUUGGCUGUGAUUAAUGUCAAGGUGAAGGGUAGAGAGAAUACCUUUAAAGAUGUGACAGUGCGAAAACAAAAAGUGCACAAUGCUUUAGUUUGGCUUAUCAAUAAUAACCCAUAUUAUUCUGAGCUAUUAAUUAAUGAAGAUGCGUUAAACCUAUUACCUGAGAAUGGUGUACCACCAGAUCUUAGGACUGAUGAUGAUAUAGUCUCGGAUGAGAAUUUGGCACCUGAUGUAUGUCCUCAUACUGAUAACCCCUCAGAGGAUAUUGUUUAUAAUGAUUCUGCUGAAAUGAGUAGUUUUUUACCUGUUGGUGAACAACAACAACAGGACACCAACAACACCAACAUUUUUUACUCUCUCUUCUGCAGAUAUGCAUUGGCCUGAGCUACAUGCUUUAUUUAAAGCUGAUGCUAAUAGUAACAUUAACAAUUUUACCAGUGACGUAAGACGACAAAAUGUUAUUAACGAUCCUCAUAUUGUAGAUUGGUUUUUCACUCAAAGGUUAGAAAGCUUUGUAAAACACUGGCUGUAUGACACCCUUGGUGCCAAAUGGCGCUGGUUUAGAUAUGAAUACCAAGGUAGAGGUAGUAUUCAUUGUCAUGGUACUGCUAAACUAAACAAUGAUCCAGGUUGUGUCAACUUACUCAAACUGCUUUAAAGGGUUUCUUAGCUCAAAAAUUUAAAGAUGAGAAUGACUCUCUUGAUACAACAUGUGAUUGGUUGUUAUCAACUACCAAUCCUAAUCCACCAGAUGAGGACAUGUGGAUAAGACCCGAGGUUCAUCCAUGCCAAAGAAGUCAUGACAUUCCUGAACAUGAAAAACAAUCAGAUUAUGUAGAUUUAUUAAACAUGGUUCAACGACACACACAUUGUAGUACAAGCUAUUGUCUUAGAGAAAAAAGUCAAGUGAAACAGAAUUGAAAUGUAGAUUUCACUUCCCUUUUGAUCAUUGUUCACAGACAAAUUAGAAUUUGAAAAAAUUCACACUUCAGGUGAUAAUGAACAUUAUAGAGCCAAAAUUGUGACUAAAUGAAAUGACUGUAGGUUAAAUAACCAACAACAACUUCAACUCCAAGGAUGGAGAGCUAACUGCGAUAUUCAAGUUGUUAUUGAUCACUACGCUUGUGUUGAGUAUCUCACAAAAUAUGCAGCUAAAGGUGAACCAAGGUCACCUAUAUUAAAACAAGCAUUUAACUCUAUUGUGCAAAAUGUUGACAGUAAUACUGGCCCUCGCAGAGCUAUUAAGAAGAUAGUUAUGAAAUCUCUUGGUGAAAGAGAUUAUGCAGCUCAGGAGACAAUGCAUCAUUUGUUGUCAUUGAAACUACAUAGCUCAUCAUUUAAAGUUAUGCCAGUAAGUUUCAACGGUUCACAUAGAGUGUGUGAUACAGCAUCCAUUGAGGGAGAAUCGUGCACUGAUUAUUCACUUUGUGCGUUUGAAACAACACCACUCGAAAUUGCUACUUUUCGACCCGAUGGGAAUGAGUUAAUUAAAGAAAAUUAAAAUGCAUUUCUAAAAACUACAAAAGUACUGUACAACUAUUUCAAAUUUGAAAACUAUUUCAAAUUAUAGUAUCUUCAUUGUAGAAUUGAAGUAAACGUUGUUUUGUCUGAAAAGCUAUUUCAACAGUGCAAAAAAUGCAAAACGUCAUCAUUGUUUUAAUUUUCAUGCUAAAUUUUUUUCAUGUAUCUUUUUUGCAUUUCCCAAAUAAUCACCUGUGUAUUCAUACUAAAAAUAUUAUUCGCCCUAGGCUCAACUUUGUCUCGGUUAUUAUUCAUUGAUAUUCACCUCGCCUUUGGCAAAUAAUUGUUAAAUAUGAUACUUACUUUACCCAAAGAGAAAAAUAAUUAUAAGGCAUGAUUAUGUAACUACUGUAAAUGCUAUUGACAAAAAGAGUAAGGCAAAAUCUGCAGAAUAAUAACCAGUACAAAUUUGCAUUUUUGCAGGUACAUUGUGGAUUUUUCUAAGUUAAAAUUACUAAAGUAUACUGCAGCUCUGCAUACAUGUUUUAUAAAUUUUCAGUUCAAAUUCCUGACCAACAAGUAAGGAAUGCUUAUCUGACACAGGUGCAUAAAAACAUUGAUACUGGUUAUUUGACUCUACCAAAGAGAUAUAUUUCCAGGCUUGUAGAAAUAAACUAAAAAUAUUUACAAAUAUAUUGCUAAUUAUGUAUCGAUCAAUUCGAAACUUCACCAUCCCCCCCCCCGGGCAUACCCCGGGAAUUUGACUUCAAGUCUUCUCCAGGGAGUAGGGAAUUUGACGUUCUAAGUCUUCCAUGUGGUGGGGCAUUUGAUAACGGGGUGGGGAAUUUGAACCGGAAGUCUUAAAAUGUUGCCCGUUUUCGCGUGCUUCCUGCAUGCACAGAAAAUACUUCGUAAUGGCGGCAAAUACAGUUUUCUCAGAUUUCGAGGGAAACGGCCUCAAUUUUGUGAAAAAACUGGCUCAAAGAAACGGGCAUGGAAAAUCUAUGUGUUUUAUUUGAAGGUAUGUACUACAUAACGUGUAAAACUGUUAAAUUUCCACAAGGUAUCCAAACUGUUUACGCGAAUUUCGCUAUCUUGUCGAAAAACAUUUCCGUAUAUUUUGUACUUUUUGUAUUUACUGUUUCAUAAUUUUCAUAUGAAGGUGGGGCAUUUGAACGCUUAAUUUCUUGUUACAGUGGGGCAUUUGAAGACAUUUUUUGCACAGAGGGUGGAGAAUUUGAUCAGUCAAAUUUCAAAAAGUUCAAAUUCCCGGGGUCGGCCCGGGGGGGGAUGGCGAAGUUUCGAAUUGAUCGAUACAUUACUGUAUGUUCUGUUCGUAAUUAAUAACAAUAAUUACUUCAACAUUGUAAACUAUCCAUUGUUUAUAAUAUUAUGUAUCCAGAUAAUAAUACAGUAUAAAUAACAAUUAUACACUGCAAAUGUUUUGUGCAAAAGAUCAUGAUUGUUGAAUUAAGCAAAGCUUUUGAUAAGUCCAGAUCAUUGUCAUAUAAUAUAUGCACUGAUAAUGAUCCAAGAUUACAAAUAGAAAACUUUGCUUAAAAUAAUUAGUUCAUCAAUUAUAUUUUAUUUAUAGUUACUGUACAUUGGCUGAAAAGCUUCCAAUUUAGAUUCAUUAAUGAUAAUCAUUGUUCUGAAAACUUUAAUAAAAUUAUCCUGGCAGUUUUGUCAGAAUUGUCCAGUUGUAAUAUACAUAGUUAAUAUAAUAGAGGGUAUGGAAUGCCCGGUCACAUGACAAAAUAACUUAUUGUUCUUUGUCACGUGGAAGCCAAGGUGCAUUGACGAGGUGUUUACCUACUAAAAUCACAUAGAUUAAGCUAAGGGGGACACAAAAUCAUCGUAUUUAGGCACUUUUUUCGCGAUGCCAGGAGUGCAUUGCUCCAUAUUUGGGUUGCGCAGCAAGUCGAAAGCACGUUGGAGUAGGCAUUUUUAAAAUUCCUGCAGAAACAGAUGAAUUAUCGAAGAAAACUUGCGAAGCUUGGAUAAGUGUUAUCACGAAGGACCGCUCUGUGGACGAAAGUUUGCGUCGACAAAUCAAUAACGGAAACCUGUAUGUCUGUGAGAGGCAUUUUAGGCGGAAAGAAGAAUAUGAGUGUUGUAUUAAAGUAUACAUUAGACACCUUACGAUUUUAGGAUAGCAACGCGAUGGCAACGGCUACCAAAUUCCAAUACAAUAGAUCAUUGAAAAGAAUUGAAAAAUUACAAUAUAUGAAUAAUUUAGACUUGUCCUCGCUCUGUUUACAACACCAAAUCACAGAUUUUCACGUCUUGAUACAACGGCUGCAUUUCAAGCCGCAACCAGUGCAACUUCAAACCGGGUUCAGGAGAACUCUACCCAUGUCUUCAACUUCUAAAACUGUAUUAAAUUCAUACGAUUGAUAAUAUACUACGAAUUAUCUUUACUACCAUUUAUUUCAAGGAGUUUGUUUUGGCCGUUGUCGUCGUGUUGCCGUCCUAAAAUCGUAAAGUCUCUAUUAUUAUCUAAGAUGCGACAUUUUAAUACAUAUCAGUGUGGUGUAACCAGUGGGGGUAUAACUCUUUCACAUCACAAGCCAAUCGUCAUUGCGUUGCCGUCCUAAAAUUGUAAGGUCUCUAUUGUUAUCUAAGAUACGACAUUUUAAUACAUAUCAGUGCGGUGUAAGGUCAGGACCUUUAGAGUCGAAAACAAUAGUGCUCUGUAUGUAAAUAUAUAUUUUGGCUGUUUCAAACAUUCAUAGUCAUAUUAAUUUGAAUAAACACCAGUUUGCAUGAGAAUACUCGGUAAAAUAUUACCUUAGCCGAAAACUUUAAAGUGGUGGAUGUAUUUUUGUAUAAAAUUUACUAGUAAGCAGAAUUUUGUGAAGGCUACAAAUGCCUAUUAAUAUAAAUGUAUGUAAUAUAUCUACGAGCUUUACGGAUUAUUAGUGAUUUUUACAGUGUAAAGCGGGAGCAGAUUGGCCAAUGGAACAUAAAAAGGUCUUAAACGUUGCCUUAUGCAUAGGCAAAGUACGAUAGAGUCUUUACAUUUAUCAAAACGUUGUAAAAACAUCGAAAAAAACCCAAUUAAUAUAGAAUUAAUAUAGAUUAUACUAUGAAAUCACCAUGUUAUGCACCUCGACUGUCACAUGAUGCGUCUCUUUGAGUUUAUGUGUUAAUAGGUCACAUGUUGCUUUGAAGUUUGCCGGCCUUCCAGACCCUCUCAUUAUAUUAACUAUGUAAUAUAUCAUAUUUUGAAAUUGCCAACAAUAUUUAUGGUUUGCCCAUUAACACCAAACACAUUCCCCUUGACCAGUAAAAUCACUUGGUGUUUAACGAAGUAAAAUAACAAAGGGCACAUUGUGUCUUGAUAGGUUAAAUAUACCCUUACAAAUUCCAACAAGAAUGUAAAUGAGGCUGUUGGGUCAAAUUAGCCUGUAUUCAAACCACAGGAGAGCCUGUUGCAGGCUAAUUUACACCAACGACCUCGUUUUCAUACUGCCGGAAUGAUCACUAAGGUCUAUUGGCAGUACUAGUAGAUAAUAGUUUAUUGUGAUAGUAUAUAGUGUCAAAAUCCCUACCCCAUUACACUUUUAAUCUUUUAAUACACGACUUCCUCCCUUAAGGGGCUGUUUAUGUGGAAGCGGGCUGGCCCGCGCUUAGCGAGACAGCCCAGUAAGCGAGACUCACUGUGUAGUUAUUUUUAUAGUAAAAAUUACCAAGCGUUUAUAUAGACAAGCGGGCUGGCCCGGUUGCCGAGAUCUUGCUUGCCGGGAUGAAAAUUUGUCCAUAUAAACACUUGCUGGCCCGGUUUAGUGCAGGGAUGAUAGUUCAAAGAUGCCGCCACGAGCUAUUUUUAACAACUGUCAAAACAAUGUUAAAACAACAGAAUUGUCACCGCAAGCGGGAUGAAAUUUUCUCAUAUAAACAGCCUCGCUAAGCAGGCCAACCUGGCUUCCAUAUAAACAGCCCCUAAAAAAAGCUAAAUCAUGUGGCACUAUGCCAACCAAAAUGUGAAGUUGUUUGAUCAUAACAACAACAGUAUAUAUGAACAGGUACUGUAAAGGCAAAUUGAAAAAACAAAUAACAUGCCUUCUACAGCUGACAGAAAACUUUCAUUAUGAUCGGUCCUCACAGGCUGCCAUAUAAUGGGUGAAAAGAACUGUGCAUUAACUUAAUUUCCAUGACACACCUAGGAUCAAUUGAAGUAACAAUCCUUGUAUACUUCAAUUGUCAUUGAAGUCCCCCCCCCCCCCAAAUAUAUCUAGUAAUUCUUACAGGAAAUACAAGAUUUAGUGAUUGUAAUAUCAACAAUUUUACUUACUAUUUUUUGUAUUUUGCAACAGUUUUCACUUUACAUGCCAUACUUUUGGCUGCAGAUUGGAAUAACAUAGAGAGACAAAAUGUUUAUAAUUCAAAACAAAACACAGUGAGCACACAUAAAUUGUAUGUGUUGAAUAGGUUUUUGCAUUUUUGGCAUAAGGACUGAGACAAUUUAACCCAGGCGUUGAGAGAGGUUCGGCUUAUGAUUUUGGGUUUGAUGGCUAUACAUCUACCCAUAAUCUUAUGCCGAACCUCUCUCUAGUCUCUACACCCGGGUUAAAUUGUUACCAUUUGGCAUAAGGUGGACACUAGUCACAAGAUGUUAACUUCAAAUAGAUCCCACUUGUGACUGUUUACAAAUUUUUAACAUGAUGCUUACCAAGCAAGUAAUAAAUUGUUCACUAUUCAUCUUCCUGGUUAAUGACAGCUUUUGAAGUCUUAAGUCCAAAGAAAAAUCCUCCCUGUCGUAUCGCUGAACAUAAAAUGUAAGUGCCAGUUUUUCUUGCUUGACAUUGUAGUCAAAAAUCAGUGGCGUUGACUUUCCCACAACUAUGGCUGCCCUUCCAGAAUACCGUAGCAGUGUGCACCCAUUUUCCUUGACUUUGGUGAAGUGCCUUUUCUUCAAAAAAUUAUUCCCACCAAAUCUAACCGGCGAGAACAUCUUUGACGCUGUCUCGAAUCGGUCAACAGUCACCAACAUUUGAGUCUUGGUGUUCUUCAACGACCCGCUAUACCCAACAGCUAUAUUGCAUAAAUGCAAAAUAUAUUGUAUGGCAAAAACAAUUUCACAGGCAGCAUUAGUCCAGUAUUUCUGGAACAGCCAAGCUUGCUAAAAAUGGAUUUCCCCAAUUCUUGAAGAUACGAGUCGAUUAGAGGCCCAGUAAGCUCGAACUUCUAAGCUCGUUCUUCUAAGAUGGGAUCAAGGUCUCGCAUUCCAUAGUUUGGCUUCGACUUGCACUCCCAUACGGCAUUCAACCACAAAGUCUCCACCGAAACUUUCAUCGCAACUAGUGCAGGGUUCCAAAAUUUUGCCGAUCUCUCUGUGUCAUCUCCAGAUGACCCAAGGUUAAGCGCGGAAAGCACAGCUAUAAUUUUCUUGGCCUCUGAAUUCGCCAUGUUGGAAAGUUUUGGAGGGAAAUCUACUCCCCUGGGUAAUUACCGCUUAUGGUAUCCGAGCCCGCACUUCCGGAGGAAAACUCCUUAGCAACCGACCAUCGUGCAAGAAUAUUUCCAACAUAUUCGCCUAAUCCCAAAGGUCCAAAUUUGGGCCUUUAUUGUAAAUACCAACUUUUGAGGUAUAAACCUUGGAGAACAACCCAAAACAAUGCAUGGGGUGACCAAGAACCAACUGAUGAUAUUUUAAUUAAUUCUUGGCAAGAGUUCUUGCAAACACCUUACAGGUAAUCUAAUGUCCCAGAUUGGUUUGACAAAUUACAAGCUAUCAUUCAAAGUCAAGAACCAGAAGCUGAGCCUUCUGAAGAGCAGCAGACAACUCGAGGAAGAGUGGAUGAUAUUAUCAGACCUUCACACUCCUUUUGACAACUCUGAACAAACACCUGAGUCAACAUAUGACUGGCAUCUUGAUCACGCCUGGCAAAAAGUAGUCCAAAAUCGCCAGAGGUGUUAUAACUUUUUUAAUUUUCAUCCUGAUUGCACGAAAUUUUCCAUAAACAUAGAACAUAUCAUUCUAACAAAUCGUGUAGUUUUUGUUUUUGGAUUUUUUAUUUUUUGGCGGGAAAAUGACGUCACAAACUUGGCGCCAAAAAUUUAAAAAUUAGGAAUGACUAAUAUUAUUUAUUUAUUUGGAAGACCAUGCUGUAGCAAUCUUGAAACUGAAGUCUGUUUCGAAAUAUGACCAUUCGCUGCAAAGAUAGACUGGUUCAAAGUUCGAAAAAUCCGCCAUCUUGUUACUAAAAAUAGAACAAAAUGGCGGAUUUUUCGAACUUUGAACCAGUCUAUCUUUGCAGUGAAUGGUCGUAUUUCGAAACACACUUCAGUUUCAAGAUAGCUACAGCAUGGUCUUCCAAAUAAAUAAAUAAUAUUAGUCAUUCCAAAUUUUUAAAUUUUUGGCGCCAAGUUUGUGACGUCAUUUUCCCGCCAAAAAAUAAAAAAUCCAAAAACAAAAACUACACGAUUUGUUAGAAUGAUAUGUUCUAUGUUUAUGGAAAAUUUCGUGCAAUCAGGACGAAAAUUAAAAAAAGUUAUAACACCUCUGGCGAUUUUGGACUACUUUUUACCGGGCGUGGAUAGAGCCAAUUAUUCAGAACAACAAAUCCAUGAAAUGCCUACAUGGAUAAAAACAAACAAAGAGGAAUACACUAUUGAUGAGCAAUAUGAUGUUGUUGAUAUCAACAGUUUUAGUGAAAUGCAAAAACUUGCCUAUGACAUUGUUAAGUCUCAUUUUGAUGAUACAUCAUCCGAGAAAGAGCCAUUAUGCCUAAUUAUAAAUGGUGUUGCAUGAACUGGUAAAAGUUACCUUAUUAAUGCUAUUAGAAAUAUUUUGCAAAGUAAAUGUGCUGUUGCUGCUACCACAGGUAAAGCAGCCUAUAACAUUAGGUGUCACUGUGCAUUCUCAAUUAAAGCUACCUAUAGGGUUGAGAGGUAAUAAAGACCUAACAGGACAAAGCUUGUGUAGGUUACAAGAGAAUGUUAAUAACAUUGGAUACAUCAUCAUUGAUGAAUACUCCAUGCUUGGUCAAGUUACUUUUGGUUGGAUAGAUAAGCGUUGCAAACAAGCAACUGGUUAUAAUGACAAAGUAUUUGGAGGGAAAUGUUUGAUUUUAACUGGUGAUCCAGGUCAAUUGCCACCAGUAGCAGAUAAACCUCUUAUCAUGCAAAAACCAUCAAACACUGUUGGUGAACAAGGUUAUCAAGCAUAUCACAUGUUUGACAAAGUUGUAAAACUCACUGUAAAUCAAUGUGUGCAAGGUAUGACAUCUGAGCAAGUACAGUUCACAGAUUUGUUAUUACGACUUCACAAAGGCGACUCAACAGUUGAUGACUGGAAGUUACUUCUGACACGUCAACCAUCGAACGUCACUAAUUUAUGUGACUUUGAAGAUUCUACUAGACUCUUUUAUAGUAAUGAACAAGUUGCUAAUUACAACCAGGGCGCUUAUAUAAUGGGCGGUGAAACGGAUAUAGGCACGCUGAUCGAUGUGUGAUGCGGCAGACUGGUAACAAGUCAAGUUAGUUGGUAAAAUAAAUAAACAUGGCGACUGCAAGUUCGGAAUCAUUGUCAAACUCAAAUACGGAGUUUUUCUUAGACGAAGAAGCUGAAAGCGAGCUUACACUUUCCGUCCCACAUUCUAAUUGUGUUGAAUAUUGCAAUAUCUCUGCCAAUAUUACAGCAAGGAGUUUGACAUCGUUUCUCCAAACGCUUUUGCAAGUGUACAAGCCGCCUGCAAAUGAGAACUGUAUUUUAACUUUGGCAGUGGAAGCAGCAUUCAAUGAGAGUAAGUCUGCCCUCGUAGACGAGUUUCUACAGAACAUAUUGUGUUUGUUUGAAGUUUGUUUUAGCCAGGCAGGAGCAGAAAAACACUCUCAGAAAUAUGCAAUAAGCUUAGAAAAGGCAUUUGCUGAAAAACAACGUUCUAGUUUUCACCAUUGUGCAAUUAAAUGGUCAUGGGAGAGAUUAUUUACUAAUACAGCAAGUCAGAGUAGUGAAUAUAAUCAAGCUUCAGAACAGUUGCUGCAGCAAAUUCUUCAGUACUUUUGGUCUUCAAGUAGUAAUAGUUGUAUUACUGUUGAAAGUCCUGAAGAGGAAGGUGAGGAAAGUACUGAAGAUCCUGCUGCUUGUGAUGAGAGUGAUUUCGACAACAUCAAAGAUCAUGCUGGUUGGGUAGUUAAACGAGCUAGGGAGACAUUAAUGAAGGGAGAUAAUAAAAUACCGGCAAAGGAAAGUGUCACAGAGUCGACCCUUGUCUAUGGAGAUAAAGCUGGGGCAUUGGAAAUAAUUUCUGCCUUGGGGAAAGAUGUUAAGCAAGCAGAUGGAAAAUUUAGAUUUAUUGUUCAUGAACAUGUUGUUCCUUUUUUUCUGUUUCUUCAUAAUUUGGUUGAAAAACUCAUUAAUCCUAAUAAUGUUGUGCUUCAAAAGGGAAAUAUCCUGAUUGAUUGCCUUGAUAAAAUGGCCAGACAUAAGGAGCUAAGAGAAAAAUGGGAUCACUUAACAUCAAAGUCAGAUGAAACAUCCGUCAUUGUUCUCCAAAGAAUUGCGACGUUCUUUGUUAAAUCGAAACAGCAAAUACUUAGAGAAAAAAGGGGCCUAAAACCAAAUAAAAGUAGCAUGGCAGUUCGGCAACAACUUAGGCAGUCAAAUAAUAAAGCAACUUCAUCUCGCUCCUCCAAGGAAAAGAAUACAGUAAAUGAGGAAGUUAAUAAAUUAAGAUCUGGGGAUUUAACAUCUGUUAGCAUUAAUCAAUUUUUAAACAGUUUAACUGUUCAAUCUCAGUUAAAACAGGAGGAUUUACUUGGGAAACUUAAUGGGAAAGAACUUGCAACGAUAUUAAAAUCAGUGGGAAAGCCAUCCUUUUUGGGAAAGAAAAAAAGCAAGCAAGUUACAACACUGCUUGAAGUUUUAAAAGCUGGAAACAUAACUGUGAAAGAUAUUGACGCAACUUAA
Molecule: messenger RNA, 10671 nt
Organism: Paramuricea clavata
Lineage: Eukaryota; Metazoa; Cnidaria; Anthozoa; Malacalcyonacea; Plexauridae
Source: the annotation of a GenBank genome assembly